AUUUAGAAUAAUUGCAAAUUAUUUUAUGACUAACGAGAAUUAUAAAUAAAACUUGAGUGAUUUCAUUACAAAUGAUUUGGAAAAGGCAUUUGCAAUUAUAAUUUUGAUGAUGAAUACAGUUAUGAUUUUAUGGCAAGCGUCAAAUUUUCACAAACUAAUUAGAUUCUAUAUCAAAAUCAUGGAUCCAACCCUUUUAAAAAUAAAUACUCUAUUGUUCAUUCUAUGCUUAAGUAUUAAUAGAUUUGAUUUAAGUAAGGAUUCAAGCCUAUUCUUACGCAGUAUUAGGAUGUUUCCUAAAGGAACCUGGAUAAUAGUUAUUUUAGCCCUCUGUAUUCAGAACAUUACAAUCUUCAAGCUUCAUCUUUUAUGAUCUUGUUUUGGGAGUCAUAGGAGCAAAAUGGUAAGAGAAUUGAUUUAUUUAAGGAUUUCAAUAAUGCAAAAGUUCUUCCAAUAUUUUAAAAGUAUUUCUAAUAUUGAAAUGAUUAUCAAUGUAUUCCUAUUUAGUUUUUGGUUUGCAUGCCAAAUAUUUUUGUUUGUGGCAGAAUCAUAUCACUACUCAACAUGGGAUUCAGAAAUAGACAGAAUGUAUAAUAAAUAUGAUGGUUAGUUAUUCAAUUCUUUAUUUCGUAUACUCAGUUUUAACUUUAAUAAUAUUUGUUUUAGGCUGUGUAUUGUUCAAGAAUCACAUUAGAUAAAUCAAUACCAUAAGCUAGAAAUACAAAAAAUACGUAUAGUAAAUCAUAAUAAAUUUAGCUUAUUUACUCAAUUGUUUUGCUAAUAUUGGGACAAGCAGUGAGACUAGUAUUCUUUUAGCUUAGAAUUUGGUGUACGAGCUUUUUAAUAGAAUUUAAGUAUGGGUUUGACAGUGAAAAUACAAGUGACACUCUAUUAUGGUAUGGAUUUAUUGUUUAUGACAAGGUCAUUCAUAUCGUUUGGAUUAUAUUUGCUGAGCGAUUACAUACCUACAUCAAUACUGAUGUUGAUAUUUUAUCCGAAUAAAGAGAGAUUAAAAUAGAGCUUGGUAGUGGAGUCUGCUGUGGAAAUAGAAUGAUA
This is a messenger RNA of Paramecium octaurelia, 1053 nucleotides long. The record is from the annotation of a GenBank genome assembly. Lineage: Eukaryota; Ciliophora; Oligohymenophorea; Peniculida; Parameciidae.